UCUAACGUACUUAUACUCAUACAUUGUUUCUCGUGCAUUUAUUAAAACGAUAUUCAUCCGGAAACACUGGAGUCGUGAAACGGCAUAAAAUCUCACAGAUCCAUCAAGAUGCGGCUGAGCUACGCUCAUGGGAUCUUCUUAAUGGUGCUCUCAAGCAUGGUUAACUGGGGUGGCUCCUUCAAGUUGCAUUUCACGAACGAGGUCAAAAAAUAUAUUGACGAAAAGAAUAAGACAGAAGGCAGUAUCACCAGCUGGGGCUUCACAGAAGAUUACGCCUAUUGGAAGGAAAAUAUUUCUGAGAAAGUACCGGCGGUGACGGCUAGGAUAGCCUGGAUGAUCUACGGUGACUGCAAACCACACCAUCACAGGAAAUCACAGAAAAAUAAUUGCACUGGGCACUUCUCGUGGUCCGUUCACGAUUGCAUAACAUCUCCUUUCAGCCUUCGGUGGAAUACUAGCCUUCCAAUCAAGUUCAGAGGACCAGAGCCGAAGAACGUUUCGCUCGAGCUAGAUAAUGCCACUAUUUUUAGCAAUGUCUUCCACUGGGGCCAUACACGUGGUGAAGAGCAAACAUUUCGAACGACAUGCGAAUUCGUUGCGAGAGCAAGCUUCACUGGCUAUCUGGCGUACAACCUCACAAACGCUGGAAAAGGCAGCUCUAGCUGGGUUACGGUCAAUAUCACUGAGCUCGCGACAAUCUCCAGAGAAUUUGAAGUGAGAAGAGGCGAGUUGCUGUACUAUAUGUGGGGCACAUAUUAUGAGAGAAUGACGUGCGUUUGAUAAGACAAUAAAAUAAAAUAAAUUCGA
This is a messenger RNA of Rhipicephalus sanguineus (brown dog tick), 807 nucleotides long. RefSeq lists its product as uncharacterized. The coding region runs from base 109 to 780 and encodes 223 amino acids. The transcript has 6 exons. The record is from RefSeq and is a predicted model, not a curated record. Lineage: Eukaryota; Metazoa; Arthropoda; Arachnida; Ixodida; Ixodidae.